This is a messenger RNA of Venturia canescens, 7724 nucleotides long. It is a transcript of the gene GluClalpha, whose product is annotated as glycine receptor alpha 1. Gene Ontology annotation, biological process: chloride transmembrane transport; regulation of membrane potential; nervous system process. The record is from RefSeq and is a predicted model, not a curated record. The transcript is spliced from 11 exons. Gene Ontology annotation, molecular function: transmitter-gated monoatomic ion channel activity involved in regulation of postsynaptic membrane potential; excitatory extracellular ligand-gated monoatomic ion channel activity; transmembrane signaling receptor activity. Bases 187 to 2049 code for a protein of 620 amino acids. Gene Ontology annotation, cellular component: synapse; plasma membrane; neuron projection. NCBI's taxonomy places the organism in Eukaryota, Metazoa, Arthropoda, Insecta, Hymenoptera, Ichneumonidae.
GGUGUGAGUGGCUGUAGGCCUCUCAACGACGCCAGUCCAGGAUACGAAAGCAACGAGGUAGGACGGUUGUUUUACGUGCGAGCUAAACUGGACGAUCAGCUAGCAAUAUCGGAGGGCGCCAUGUCAGCUUCGCCACGCCGUUGGGCUUUGAUUGCCUAGGAUUUUCAUCCUCUCCAGGCCGCCGCUAUGUGGCCUGGAGUACUACCGCUGGUAGCGUUACUAACAGUCCUGCUGCACUCUUCAAGAUGUACGCAGGGAAAAGUAAACUUCAGGGAGAAGGAGAAGAAGGUCUUGGACGAGAUCCUCGGACCACAAAGCUACGAUGCUCGCAUCCGCCCGAGCGGGGAAAAUGGAACAGAUGGGCCGGCCAUUGUCCGGGUAAACCUGUUUGUCCGAAGCAUUGCGACAAUUAGUGACAUCAAGAUGGAAUAUUCGGUACAGCUGACGUUUCGGGAACAAUGGCUGGAUGAAAGGCUGAAAUUUAACGAUUUCGGAGGACGUCUCAAGUACUUAACACUUACGGAAUCAAAUCGCGUAUGGAUGCCCGAUCUUUUCUUUUCGAAUGAAAAGGAAGGCCAUUUUCACAACAUUAUCAUGCCGAAUGUAUACAUACGAAUAUUUCCAAACGGCUCGGUACUUUACAGCAUACGAAUAUCACUCACACUAUCGUGUCCGAUGAAUUUGAAGCUCUAUCCGCUCGAUCGGCAAACCUGCUCGUUACGCAUGGCUAGCUACGGAUGGACGACCGACGAUUUGGUCUUCGUAUGGAAAGAGGGUGACCCCGUCCAGAUAGUUAAGAACUUACACCUACCUAGGUUCACGCUCGAGAAGUUUCUUACCGAUUAUUGCAACAGCAAGACCAACACAGGCGAGUACAGCUGCCUUAAGGUAGACUUGCUCUUCAAGAGAGAAUUCAGCUACUAUCUCAUCCAGAUCUACAUCCCAUGCUGCAUGCUUGUCAUCGUCUCUUGGGUGUCUUUUUGGCUAGAUCAAAGUGCUGUACCGGCACGAGUUUCAUUGGGUGUAACAACACUAUUGACAAUGGCGACUCAGACGUCUGGAAUAAAUGCCUCACUGCCACCAGUAUCCUACACAAAAGCCAUCGACGUGUGGACAGGCGUAUGCCUGACAUUUGUAUUCGGUGCGUUGCUGGAAUUCGCGUUGGUUAAUUACGCGUCCCGGAGCGACAUGCACCGGGAAAACAUGAAGAAAAAAUAUCGUGAAAUGGAGCACUCGUCGUCCGUAGAUCCAGCUACGGAAUUGCUACAAGCGGACAGCGGAACUAAUUUCGCCAUGGUCGUGGCUGUCCAAGUUCCCGACGAGGUCCAAGCGCAUAGACGUCAUAUCACGGAUCACCUUCCCCCUCGUGUUCGCGCUGUUCAACCUCGCGUACUGGUCCACGUACCUGUUCCGGGAGGAGGCGGACAAGGAGUGAUCGGGGGUGGGAGUGAGGAGACAACGCCUGGAUCGAGGGAAGUGGCUCGCGGUCAUCUCUACCACACGCACACGAGGCAUCGUACGCGGCACCAUCAUUCGUCGAGUCGGAACGGAGGGGCUGCCGCCGGGGGGCCGAACCAUCAUCAGCAUCAUCAUCAUCAUCACCAUCAUCAUCACGAACAUCACCACCACCAGCAUCAGCACCACAAUCAUCAGGCUUCGAGAUCGACUCGUCAGCACCAUCCAGAAGAUUCGCCAACUUCGUGGCUACAGAGUGACAAUGAGACCCAAUCGUCACCUAUAACAUCCCAAACUUUGCGUCUUUCCGGUAGAACGUCAGCUUCACCGGCUUCAUCGCGAAUGGUCACCCCGUCACCGCCCAUUCUAUCUCAACGGAAUUCCCAAGAUUUCUCCCGCUUGCCCAACCCCAAAAGUGACAAGUAUUGGGGCAUCGUUUCGCGCGACCUGUUCAAGUGUCACGCCAAGGGUAGCGCCCGGAUCGACGUCAUAGCGCGCUUCGCUUUUCCUUUGUCCUUUGUAUUCUUCAAUCUCGCCUACUGGUCCAUGUAUCUCUUUCGGGAAGAGGACACGGCUAAAAUGAAAAUGAAUUAAUUCCUCCAUAUUGCAUAUUGCGAAAGAAGGCCGGCCCGGGGCUCCGAUCGCAUUACGUUUGGAUUAUAAAUCCGAGCGGCGACGCGAGCUAGAGGCUUUUAUUAUUAUUUUCAUCCUUAUUUUCGCCUACCACUUUUUCGUUUCGAACGUGUCUCAGACUCUCCCACCGCACUCUUUGCUUCGCGAUUAACGAGCAAUUCUCACCUUUUUUCUUCUUCUUCGAAAGCUCUCUUGGUUUAGGAUCUCGUCAUAAUUCUUAAUCGCAGAAACGAAGUCGCGUUUGAUUGGACGAGCCCUCUCGAGGAGUCCCGAAGAAAGUCAGGCCCCGGCUUCCCGCGACGAAUUAUCAAACGACCCUCUUCAUUUUCAUUUUAUUUUCGAUUUAUAUUGCGCAGCACACACCGCGUUAUUUCGGGCGUGGAUACAAAAACAAUCGACCGAGUGAAACGAGUGGUAGAAAAUUAAGUUAUUAAUGAAAAUUUCACGUCGAUCCGGGAGAUAUAUUCAACCGCCGAGAGAGAAUAAGGGAUUGCGAUGAAUGAAUGCUCAAUGUUAUUACGAAAAAAAAAAAAACAAAAAAAAACAAUCUGGGAACAUUUCUGUAUAAGCACAAAACGAGUUGGGCGAAAAAGAGUGGUCGAACGAAGCGAAGAAAAAAAAAAAAAACAAAACAAAACAAAACAAAUUACACACCGAAAAACAAAGCGAACAUGAGAAAGAAAUUCAUUAGUGUGAAUGUGAGAGAAUAUCGCCAUAGCAUUUAUCGAGAGGAAGACCGCGUGCCACCAAGUGACAUUAAAAGAAAAAAAAAAAUAAUGUAGUGGGCCUUGUAUAGCCACGGCCUGUUAAACGACUACGUGCAUAAACAAUUUAUAAAAAUGAAGAAAAAACAGAAAAAAAACUAUUAUUACACUUAUGUAUCGUCGAGGUAAAAUACGAUAAGCAAGAUAAAAUGAGGAGGGGACAGAGAAAAAGAAAAACCAAAAAAUAACUUGUUACAACAGUCAGUGACUCCUGUACACGACCUCUAGCCUCGCCACAACAUUAUUCCGUUGUCCAUGUGUUUGUAAAAAAAAAAUCGAAAAAAAUGACAAAAAAAGAAAACGAUUAAUAAAUCGCGCGAAAAAUCGAAACCACGAUCAAACCCCGAUCCGAUUUUGUUCCUCGAAUUCUCGAUCGAUCGUUUUUACGCGUUAAUGCGUGAACGAUUAAAAAGAAAAAAUUCAUUAUAUAACGAAUGGAAAAUCAUUUGGGGGGAAGGAGAGAAAUUCGUGUUCAACGAGGAGAAACAAAGUGUUGAUGAAAAAAAAAAAAAACAAAACAAAACAAAUAACCAAUGAAACCAAUCACGAACGAACAGUAUUAUAGACCGAUGAAACCGGGAGAAUAAAAUAGCCGAUCUUUUUAUCGAUACGAGCUUUUUAAGCGGAUAAGUUGUCGUAGUUACGUAAAAGAAGAAGAAGAAGAAGAAGAAACCAAAUAAUAAUAAUAAAAAUUAAACAAAUGAAAUAAAACGAUAAAUAAUAUGUCGAGAUGAAGAAGAUUUAUUAAACAAUUAAAAAAGAGAUAACAAGUGAAAACGACCCGAACGAUAGAAAUGAUUGUAUACGAUCGUUGAUAUAUCAAUGCUGGGAGAGUAAGAAAAAGGUCACCGUCGACGGGGCUAGGGGUCACCUUCUUCGUAGUUAAUCGGUAUUAUGACUAAGUAUCGAAAAAAAAGCCUGAGGAAAUUUUGAUUCUUUUUACGUAAGCGUGUAGUACGAAUUGUGACAUACGAAGAAAAAAAAAACGAAAAAAAAAAAAACAAAAAAAACAUGAAAAUAAUAAUAUUAAUAAAAAUGAGAAAAAAAAUGAAUCAAUAAAUGAAUUUAAAAGUAAGUGACAGAUAGCGGAAAACAGGAAUUAGAAGACAAUUUCAAAAUGGAGGAAAAUAAUAAUACGAAAUCGAAUCAAAUAUAUAUGGACGAGGCGAAAAUAAUAAGGAUUGGCUCGGUGCACUUUUACACGCGUGUUUUUAUUCGCUAACCAUGUGUUCUUGCCAGACGUAUGAAGAUCAAUAAACGAAUAUUGAAGACAUUAAUUGAGGAAAAAACAAACGAUAUGUAUAGAUGAUAAAAAAAAAAAAAAAACGAUGAGAGGACACCGUUGAAACAAAAAAACCAUCAAAAUUUGACAAACCAUGUACGUACAUAUGCGUGCGUCGUUCUUCGGUCAAUUAAUUUUUGUUAGCGAAUUUCAUUAUCGUUAGUUUUGUAAAAAAAAAAAAAAAACUAAUGAUGAUAAAAUUCAAAAACAAUAAAUGUACAUAUUUUUCAUUUGGACGUUUUACGCGGGGGAAGAGAAAUACGGCGUGAUCCGGAAGUGGAGGGUAGAAAAUGAUUCUUCGCACGAUCUCUCGCUUUAUCGUUCCAAGUAUUUAUAUUUCGUUAUGCAAUUAAUCGAUUGAACCUCAUUUCAGGGGAACGACGACCGAGGGUCGGAGGAUUGAAUUUAAAAAGAAGCAACAAAUAACCACACGUCGUCAAAUUUAUAUACAUACGCAAUUUUGUGUGUGUGCUUUUUUUAAAUUAUUAUUAUGUUCAAAGAACGAUUAUGACUUUGGAAAACUGUCGGAUUCGGUGAAUUUGAAGUUUGUAAUUAAAUCGGUCUUCCACGCGAGAUGAAGAACAGAGAAUAAAAAAAUUUUUUAAAUUAAUCAAAAAAACGAAACAAAUGCCAAAUUAAGAAUCGGAGACAAUUUUCGAAAAAUUACAAAAGCCAUUUGCGACGAGGCAGUCGGCGGAGAAUUUUUUUUUUUUUUAAUUCAAACGUGAUCGAUCGCGAAUUAGAAACGAUGAAGAAAAAAAAUGUGAAUCAAUUGACGAAAAAUAAAUCACAAAUGAGAGCAUAGACAAAAACGUUUUAGGAUAAUGAAAAUAACGUUAGCGUUUAAUGGUCGCACUUAUUACAUGGUAAAGAAAUUAAAUGAGAGAGAGAGAGAGAGAGAGAGAGCGUUUCAACACCGAAUAACAUGAUCGUAAAUUCUCCGAAUGUAAUAAUAAAAUUGGAAGAAAAACUCUUCGCGCCCUUCUCCGCAUCGUAUAUUGUAAAUAAUUUUGAAUAAUACGAUUAAUGAAUCAGGUUAUCAUAUCUAUACAGGGCGGCUGAGAACAGGGAAUUUUUAAAUGAAUUUUUCAAACCCAAAAAAACAAAAACAAUAUUUUACAAAUCAAAACUGUAUGUAUUCAUUUAGUUUCAUAUUUUUAAUUAUUAGAAAAUUUUUAUGUCUUCAUUAAUUUAUAUUAUCAUUGACUGUUAUUUCGUUUAAUUAUAUGUCUAAUAUUAGUUGAUAUUCAUUGAGAAUAAAAUGAAAAAAAAAAAAAAAAAACAUAUAUUGAAUAUUAAGUAAAAUCUUGUUGAUCUGCGAUUUAAGCAAGUCGCUCGAAAAUGUUUUGUUCGUUCUGAACGAUUUAAUAAAAUGUAAUGUAAAUGCUCAAUAUCUAAUGAUACAAAAAACGAAUUCAAUAAAUAGUCAAGACGGAAUGUUGUCAUUGAACCGCCUUGUAUAAAUAUGCGCCUGAGAAAAAAACAAAAAUGACCCACACGCCCAACUUUUUAGUCGUUUGCAGCAGUAUUUCAAGAGUUCCUCAACAAACGGAAUCUUUUAACUAUUUUUAUCCCUGACUUGAUGAGAUUUUAAUGAUUUAUAAAUGUCCAAUCACACGCGUUGGCAAGGCAAACUGGGUGGAUCGUCAGCUUGCUCGAGUCACACUCUGUUCCAUCGACACGCUUGAUCGGCUAUCACUUAUUAAUUCCAAUCUCUCGAACAAGGCAUCGUAGAAAAAAAAAUGGUAAAAAAAGCCUUCUGACGUCGGUGGUAUUCCACGUGCAAACACGCUCCUGCUGAAAUUUCGAGCUUGACAUUAUUCACUCGUAGAACGAACAUUAAGUUUCCAAUCGGUUUUAGUUCAAGCUACUAAAAUCAAAUCAGCUCAAAAGAAUAUCAAUCAAAAGUGAUGGAUUUCAAAUAAAAGAAGAGGAAAAUAUUCAAAUCAUCGUUUCUUUACCGCCGUAUUAUUAUUGAUCGGGUCAAUUUGCCGAUUUUCAAAUGACAAGGAAACGCCGAAACCGAACGAGGAUAAGCGCUCGCACAGUUGUACACGAAGGCAGCUUGAUAAGAGAGAGAGAGAGAGAGAAAAAAAAACAUUUUUAUUCGCAGACAAGCGAACGGACCAUUACGUUAAGAAAAAGAUUAACGAAAAAGCAGAAACAAAAGAACAAAAAAAUCACUAAAAACAAGACACAACAGAGAAAAAAAAAAAUAAUUUGGCGACUAUCUCACAGGGUGCUUAGAUUAACUGCAUUUUCUCUUUCAUUUGUACCUACGGCAUUGAAAAACAGAAAACACGGAAAAAAAAAGAAAAAGAAAAACAAGCAAAAUAAUAAUAACGAUAAAACAAAAUGUUAAAAACAUACACACUCGAAAUUCAGGUAUACUAUAAGAGAACGAAGUUCAUGCACCGUAGAUAGGAAGUACGAAAUCGGAACGAACAGUCAACGUAAAUAAGUAAAUAAAAGGAUAUUAUCAUUAUAUUAUUAUUAAAAAGAACUAGUGAAUUCCGAGUAUGUUUCAAAUAUAAUGAGAGAGAGAGAGAGAGAGAGAAAGAGAGAGCGAGUAAGAUCGAAGUCAUCUUAUUUCCGAGUCAUAAAAGUACGUUAGGGAAAAAAUUAUUAAAUAAUUUAAAGAAAAAGAAAAAAAAUAAGACAAUGUGGAAAUAUCAGGACCGCAGCCAGGGGAAGAUUUUUCGGUUGCACGGUUGGGCCUUCAGCGUAGCUUUUGCAACCGAAUCGAAGCUCAAUUAGUGUGACACUUUAAUACACGAGGAAAUAAAAAUAAUAAAAAAAGAAAAGAAACGAAAAAAAAAAACAGUAAAAAAAAUAAUUUAAAAAUAAUUUAAAACGAGGGCUCGCGAUGAAGAAGAAAAAAAACAACCGAGUGCGAAAUCGAUAAAGUGUACAGACAGAGCGCAAAACACACAUGAGACGUUGGAAAAAGUCAGCAAGCGUUUGGCAUUCGCGAGUAAAAGCGAGGAAAAAAAUAAUAAUGAACGAUUUCAUGAUUGUUCAGCACCUCGCGUAACACUUGAAAAAUAAAUUUUGAAAUAAUUAAAUUAAAAGAGAAAAAACAAACAAUACACCCACCAAGAAUAAUAAUAAAGAAGGAUUUGAAGAUAAAAAACGAGUUUUAUAAGUGUUUCACGGUAUUUAGUUCUCAUGCCCACCCGGAAUGAAUUUAAUCGAGCACAGAAAGUUUAUUCGUAAAUACGUAUGAAUAUUGAAUGUUGGGUAUAUUACAUAAGUAUAAUAUUGUCACCGCGUGAAACCGAGAUUUUGUGAACGAGAAAGAAAGAAAAAGAAAAAGAAAAAGUAGUUGUUUGAUUAAUUUUGUUUUUUUUUUCAACUAUAUUAAUUAAGGGCGUCGGUGGUAUUUAGGAGAAAAAAAUAAUUAUAGCGAUCCCGUGGACGUUCAUAGUAUCGAUUUUGCGAGCGAAUCUCCCCCUUCCCCAAACCCUUUACAUUCAUCCCCAAUCGUAGAUCUCAUUAACGCGGGUCGUAGAGAGUACCGAGAUCGCAUAAUAGAUAAUUAAUGUCACGAUUAAAAUGAAUUGACGGGCAAUUAAACUUUGCAUACGAAA